Molecule: messenger RNA, 1940 nt
Organism: Aspergillus novofumigatus IBT 16806
Lineage: Eukaryota; Fungi; Ascomycota; Eurotiomycetes; Eurotiales; Aspergillaceae
Product: putative MFS transporter
Exons: 2
Coding region: 323-1837 (504 amino acids)
Biological process (GO): transmembrane transport
Cellular component (GO): membrane
Molecular function (GO): transmembrane transporter activity
Source: RefSeq, a predicted model, not a curated record
CAAUGACUCGUCCAUUUGAGGUUUGACGUACACUGAACCAGCUCUGAUCAUUAGCUCUACCCCACACGUUACAGAUCUCGAUGACCCCGGAUUCCAGAUUCUGUCCCCACGCUCUUCCGACAGUCACUCCCGUCCUGACAUUUCGGCAGAUCAGAGUCGAGACUCGUAUCCGACGUGAGAUCAAGCUAUAAAUCACCGCUGCUGCAUAAAUUCUGGGUAGCUCAUUGUCGCAGUGAUCAACAUCCUCGUCAAUCUUUGACAGGUUCCGACGCCUUUCAUCUUGAUUGUUUCCGAGUCCGGAAACCGUAAUCUUUCGCAAGUCAUGGCGGAGGAAAAGGGUAUUUCCCAACUCAAAGCGACUCUGGCCCAUGAAACAGCUCGUGAGGCCGCCAGCCGUGGUCAGGUUGCAACGGACCAAUAUGGUCGAGCCUUGGUCGAAUUCGACCGUGCGGCGGAAUCUCGCCUUCGACUGAAGAUUGAUCUCUACAUCGUUCCUACUGUCUCGCUUCUUUAUCUGUUCUGCUUCAUUGACAGAGCAAAUAUUGGUAACGCCAAGCUCGCCGGGUUUGAGAAAGACCUCGGCAUGAAGGGGUACGACUACAAUUCCCUCUUAUCCAUCUUCUACAUCAGUUACAUUGUCUUUGAGAUUCCUUGCAAUAUGGCCUGCAAGUGGAUUGGCCCGGGCUGGUUCCUCCCCGCCAUCACGCUGGGCUUCGGCAUCUGCUCGCUUGGCACGGCAUUUGUCCACAACAUCCACGCCGCGUCAGGAGUCAGAUUCUUGCUCGGUGUGUUUGAAGCGGGUAUGAUGCCCGGCAUCGCUUACUAUCUAUCCCGGUGGUAUCGUCGCAGUGAACUUGCCUUCCGCCUCUCUCUUUAUAUUGUCAUGGCGCCGCUGGCCGGCGCGUUCGGUGGCCUGCUGGCUUCGGGCAUUCUGUCACUGGAUCAUUUCGGCGGCCUGCACACAUGGCGCAUGAUCUUCGCUAUCGAGGGCAUCAUUACCAUCGGUCUCGCGUUGAUUUCUUUCUUUACUCUUACCGACCGGCCUGCGACAGCUCGCUGGCUGACGCAGGAGGAGAAGGACCUGGCGAUCGCUCGAGUCAAGUCGGAGCGUGUCGGAACCACGGAGGUGCUGGACAAGAUCGAUAAGGCUAAGACGCUCCGCGGUAUCUUCAGCCCCGUGACGCUGGCCACCUCUUUCAUCUUCCUGCUCAACAAUAUCACCGUCCAAGGCCUGGCCUUCUUCGCACCCACGAUUGUCAGGACCAUCUACCCACACAACACCGUGGUGUCCCAGCAGCUGCACACUGUUCCUCCAUAUGUUGUCGGAGCGUUCUUCACUGUGCUGUUCCCUUUCCUCAGCUGGCGAUUUGACCGGCGCAUGAUCUUCUUCGUGAUUGGGCCCCCUCUGAUGAUGACGGGGUACAUCAUGUUCCUGGCCAGCACUGACGCCAUGGUCCGCUACGGCGCGACGUUUUUGAUCGCUAGUGGAGCGUUCGCCUUUGGUGCUCUGUGCAAUGCGAAUUCAUCGAACAACGUGGUGUCUGAUACUGCACGGUCAUCGGCCAUCGGAACCACGGUGAUGAUGGGUAACAUUGGUGGCUUGAUCUCGACAUGGUCCUUUUUGCCCUUUGACGCUCCUAAUUAUCAUAUUGGCAACGGUCUCAACCUGGCCACCUCGUCCAUGACGAUGAUUCUUGGAGCAUUGCUCUGGGGGUGGAUGCGGUGGGAUAACAAGAGACGCGAGAAGGUUGACGUUGACCAGGCUCUGGCCGGUCUGUCCCUGUUGCAGAUCCAGGAUCUUGACUGGCGCAAUCCUGCUUUCCGCUGGCGUGAGUAAGAGGAUGUCUGUGCUUAACUAUAGUUUGCCUCGUGACCUUUGUCCGCUCAACGGUGCCUCAACUGAAUAAUGACUUCUUGUUGUAUUAUGAGAUGGCAAUGGG